This is a messenger RNA of Chenopodium quinoa (quinoa), 837 nucleotides long. RefSeq lists its product as uncharacterized. Bases 1 to 837 code for a protein of 278 amino acids. The record is from RefSeq and is a predicted model, not a curated record. NCBI's taxonomy places the organism in Eukaryota, Viridiplantae, Streptophyta, Magnoliopsida, Caryophyllales, Amaranthaceae. The transcript has 2 exons.
AUGGCUAACAACGAUGCUUUAGCUGCUGCUAUUAGGCUGCUAACUGAGAACUUGAACCAAAACCGCAAUGAUAAUCCUGAUCCUGCGGGUGAGAUGUUUAAGAAACUUUCUCAAGUCAAGCCACCAUACUUUGAGGGAGGUAGAGACCCAACUUUUCUAGAGAAUUGGAUUAGGGAGUUUGAUAAGAUUUUUGCUGCUUUGAAUUGCCCUGAGAAUAUGAGAGUAGAUCAAGCUGCCAUGUAUUUGAAGGAAGAGGCAGAUAUUUGGUGGAGGGAUAGUGGAGAUGUGCUUCGUGCUGAGGCUAAUUUUGGUUGGGAGGUUUUCAAAACCAAACUUAGGGAAAAAUUCUAUCCACCAUUCUUAAGGAAACAAAAGGCUCAAGAGUUCAUCAAUCUGCAAAUGAACAAUAUGUCGAUUACUGAGUACUAUAACAAGUUUAUGAACUUGUCGAGGUUUGCUCCUGAGUUGCAGAAGGACUUGGCUGGAAAGAUAUUUAAGACCCUUGAUAAGGUUUAUGGGAGAGCAGCGCACUUGUACGGUCUGAAUGUCAGGAGUGCACCUGAGAGUGGAAGUGUUGGAGAAAAGCGUAAGGAUUUUGGGAAUUCGAGUCACCAAGGUAACUCCAAGAAGCCAAGGAACGAGAAUUUCCAAAAUAGGAAUGUUCAGAACAAUGGAGGGUCAUCUAGAACUAAUGGCAAAGUUGAGAGGCAUUACAACUGCAAGAGAUGUGUCAAGGAUUAUCCUGGAAAGGAUUGUGAUGGGAACUUGGUUGUGUGUAGAUUCUGUAACAAAAAGGGCCAUAGGGAGUUUGAGUGUUUCUCCAAAUUAAAGCAAUAA